AGAUUCCGAGUUUCAACUGAUUUCGUGGAAGGAUUUAAUUUUAUACUGGAUUUAAGCAUCAGUUAAUUUUCCGGCUAAAAAUGAUGUCGCCGAAGCAAAUCUCCGACGAUCGAGGAUCUUCACAUUUCAGGAAUACUCCUUUCCAGAUAAUCCACCUUAUUGGGAACUUUUUAAGGAUAUGGUCAGUUUAUUCUAUGUACCGAUACUUGAAUCAGACGGGAGCGCCUGUUGUUCUCUUUCUCUUCUGCUGUUUGGUGCCUUCAUCUAUCAUCUUCUUGAUACUUCAAAAACCAUGGAAAGGAAGGGCACUUUCUAAUCAACAGAUUGUACCUUCUCUUAUCAAUGGAGUCAUCACAGCUCUAUACUUCAUCUUAUGGGGAAAAGGUCUCAAGUCUUGUGGACCUCUUAGAGCUAUCUUAUCAGAGUACUCUGGUGCUGUUCUUGGAGUACUUUCUGGAGUAUUGUAUGGACGGAGAGGUCAUGUGUGGAAAAAGGUAGGUGGCCUCAUUGCAAUGCUGGUAGCUCUUUUUUUCUUGUCUCAAGGAUGGGCGACAUCAUCGCUCUCCCCUUUUUAUAUCCUUUUUCGCAAUACCGAAACAAAAGAGGAAGAAGUACAAACAGAACAGGCACUAGGUAUGAUGGGAAUGAUGAUACCAGUUUUUGCUGGAAUCUUAUCAGCGUUAAGGCGGGUUAUCGCGCGCCGUGUUUCUCUAAAGAACCAGCAGAAGAAACGACUUCAUGCGAUAACCAUUACUUCUGCCACCUGUUUCUUGUUUCCUGUGGCCAUGUGGGACCUUAUCAUAGGGUCAUCUUCUGGGAAAACAUCCGAGUUGCCAUUUUCUGCGUGGGCUUUCCUUAGCACCAUUGUUUUCGGAAUCAUCCUAAUAUUCUAUGUUGACAAUAUCGCAGAAGAGAGAUUGCAUAUGGUGUUUUCUUCGCCGAGGCAUUUAAUGGUAGCAGGUGCAUGCAUAAUAGUCAUGGAGUUAGCUUACGAAAUGGAUUUUUCUCUUCCCGGUUUCAUCGUCUGUUGCUUAGUAUUAGGGUUUGGAAUAUUCGAGGCAACAUCUCUCGAACGUAGCAAGAAAGACUCUUCGUUGAAAUCAGAAGAUCCAUCAAACGGAAUCCUUGGUAAUAAUGACUUUGAUACUUCUCCAAUUCUUCCCAUAUAGCUCACCAAUCUCUCACCCACACUAACGACGAUGUACUGUUGAAUGUACUUGUCCUUGACGAUGUAAAUCUAUCCGGUCAUACUCAUUCUCAA
Molecule: messenger RNA, 1261 nt
Organism: Arabidopsis arenosa
Lineage: Eukaryota; Viridiplantae; Streptophyta; Magnoliopsida; Brassicales; Brassicaceae
Source: the annotation of a GenBank genome assembly